Molecule: messenger RNA, 3180 nt
Organism: Petromyzon marinus (sea lamprey)
Lineage: Eukaryota; Metazoa; Chordata; Hyperoartia; Petromyzontiformes; Petromyzontidae
Source: RefSeq, a predicted model, not a curated record
ACAAAGAUCCCCCGUAUAGCCUGCAAGGGGCUGUCGGGGCAAGUGUACACAAAGACAAACGCGCACACACACACACACACCCACGAUGUUUUACAACUGCUCGGACGUCGACUGCAGCGCUGCCGUCGGCAUCGGCGGUGUCGGAGGAGGAGACGGUGUCGGAGGUGGUGGUGGUGGUGGCUACACUCCAUCGGUGCGGCAGGAGGUCGAGCAACAGGGGCAGGAGCAGCACCCCUCGGGCUCGCUGGCCACGCAGGUGUCGCUGUCCAUCGUGCUCGCCCUCGUCACGCUGGCGACGGCGCUUGCGAACGCCUUCGUCAUCGCCACCAUCUGGCUGAGCCGCAAGCUCCACUCGCCCGCCAACUACCUCAUCGGCUCGCUCGCGCUCACCGACCUCCUCGUCUCCGUGCUCGUCAUGCCCCUGUGCAUCCUGUACACGGUGAGCGGACGCUGGACCCUGGGGCCGGUGUUGUGCGACGUGUGGCUCUCGUCGGACAUCACCUUCUGCACGGCCUCCAUCCUCCACCUGUGCGUCAUCGCCCUCGACCGCUACUGGGCCAUCACCGACGCGGUGAACUACGCGGCGCGGCGCACGUGGAGGCGCGCCGGCGCAAUGAUCGCCGUCGUGUGGGUCAUCUCGGUCUCCAUCUCGCUGCCGCCCUUCUUCUGGCGCCAGGCGAAGGCCGAGGAGGUGUUCGAGUGCGUCGUGAACACCGACAAGAUCCUCUACACGGUCUACUCGGUGUGCGGCGCCUUCUACCUGCCCACACUGGUGCUCAUCCUCCUCUACGGGAAGAUCUACCACGCGGCGCGGUCGCGCAUCCUCCUGCAGCACCACCAGCACCACCACCAGCACCACCCGCAGGACCACAACACGCCAGGGCAGCGGCAGCAGCAGCAGCAGCAGCAGCGGCGGCAGCGGCGGCGGCAGUGGUACGAUGGGCCGCGCGGCAAAGGCAAGAAGGUGGCGUGGAUCGGCAGCUCCCUCGGCAAGAGGCUCGCGUCGGCAAGGUUGCUGGACGUGACGACGUCGCGGCUGUCCGUGCGCUCGCAGGACGUGCGACAGCAGCAGGAACAGCACCAGCAGCAGACGCAGGAGGUCCUCAAUCAUCAUGAUAACCAUCAGCACCACCAGCAGCAGACGCAGCAGACGCAGGAGGUCCUCAAUCAUCAUGAUAACCAUCAGCACCACCAGCAGCAGACGCAGGAGGUCCUCAAUCAUCAUGAUAACCAUCAGCACCACCAGCAGGAGACGCAGCAGACGCAGGAGGUCCUCAAUCAUCAUGAUAACCAUCAGCACCACCAGCAGCAGACGCAGGAGGUCCUCAAUCAUCAUGAUAACCAUCAGCACCACCAGCAGCAGAUGCAGCAGAUGCAGGAGGUCCUCAAUCAUCAUGAUAACCAUCAGCACCACCAGCAGCAGACGCAGGACGUCCUCAACAAUCAUGAUAACCAUCAGCACCACCAGCAGCAGACGCAGGAGGUCCUCAAUAAUCAUGAUAACCAUCAGCACCACCAGCAGUUGAUGCAGGAGGUCCUCAAUCAUCAUAGCCAUCAGCACCACCAGCAGUUGAUGCAGGAGGUCCUCAAUCAUCAUAGCCAUCAGCACCACCAGCAGCAGACGCAGGAGGUCCUCAAUAAUCAUGAUAACCAUCAGCACCACCAGCAGCAGACGCAGGAGGUCUUCAAUCAUCAUGAUAACCAUCACCACCACCAGCAGCAGACGCAGGAGGUCCUCAAUAAUUAUGGCCAUCAGCACCACCAGGAGCUGAUGCAGGAGGUCCUCAAUCAUCAUAGCCAUCAGCACCACCAGCAGCUGAUGCAGGAGGUUCUCAAUCAUCAUGGCUAUCAGCAGCAGCAGAUGGAGGAGAAGGUCUUCAAUCGCCAUAAGCACCACCACCAGCAGCAGCAGAUGGAGGAGGUCUUCAAUCACCAUGGCCAUCACCAGCAGCAGCAGCAGCAGCAACUUGACGAUGAUGGCGACUACAUCCACAGUGGUCAAACAUCAGCAGCAUUAGCGGCAGCAUCGGCAUCAUCAGCAGCAGCAGCAUUAGCGGCAGCAGCAGCAUCAUCAUCAUCAGCGGCAUCAUCAUCAUCAGCAGCAUCAGCAUCGCCGGCUUUGACACGGGACAGCGGCAUUGAGGGUUCCCCGGGGGGCCGCAGCCUCGCCUCCUCCUCGUCCGCCUCCUCCUCGUCCGCCUCCUCCUCCUCUUCGUCCCUGCUGCUGCUGCGGUGGUCGUCGUCGUCACCGAGACGGAAGGGCACCUCCAUGGCCCGCUACCUCCUGGGCCACGGGCACGGCAAGUUGGGAAGACCUCGCUUUGUCGUCGGCGCUGGCGGCGGCGGCGGCGGCGUUGAUGGUGAGGGCAUCUCCGUUGGUGGUGGUGGUGGUCGUGGUGACAUUGACGGUGACGGCAGCUCCCUUGGUGGUGGUGUUGGUGGUCGUGGUGGUGUUGGCGGCGGCGGACGACGCGUCGGCACCAACUCGCGCUUCUCGCCCCUGGCGAGGCCCAAGAGGGCCACGUGGGUGACUCGAGACGCGACCGGCGCCACCAGCACAGCCGCCGCCGCCGCGAGGCCCGGCAGCGGCGACAGCGUCCGCGUGAACGUGGCCGACUCGCUCUGCGAACGCCGGCGGAUCGCCGCGGCUCGCGAGCGCAAGGCCACGACGACCCUGGGGGUCAUCCUGGGCGCGUUCAUCGUCUGCUGGCUGCCCUUCUUCCUCGCCAGCCUCAUCCUGCCCAUCUGCCAGCCCCGCUGCUGGUUCGCGCCGGCCCUCUUCGACUUCUUCACGUGGCUCGGUUACCUCAACUCGCUCGUCAAUCCCGUCAUCUACACGUGGUUCAACGAGGACUUCAAGCAGGCCUUCCAGAAGCUCGUGCGGUGCAAGCAGAUCUACUGAGAAUGAGGUGCGCCCUGCGGGGGGAGGGGAGUGGCGUGGGGCCGGGAUUGGUCAGGGGUCCGGGUUAGGUCCGGCCGAGAGUUGAAACUAUUCAGCUGCGAACGCCGAUUGCGUCUCUUGCAUCUGAGGCCGGGCAAAGGCUACGUAGCGAUCUCUGGACAUCGCAAAUUGACGGCGGUGGAUUCUCGUCACCACGUGUGAAAUGUGUUAGCGGCGGCCAAAUUUGACUCUGAACGCGUGACGUCGAUUUUCAAUGUGGAAGGGGAGGGGGGGGGGGG